Messenger RNA from Arabidopsis arenosa, 1119 nucleotides. The record is from the annotation of a GenBank genome assembly. Lineage: Eukaryota; Viridiplantae; Streptophyta; Magnoliopsida; Brassicales; Brassicaceae.
CCCAAACACAAACAAAAAAUCAAAUCUUUCUUCUCCAGGUGCAAUUUUAAAACACUCACAGAGUCACAAGAAAAAAAACAAAAAUCCAAAAACCAAAUUCGAAUUUGAAAGAAGAAGGAAUCGAGAGUCGGGUAUGCAUUAUCCUAACAACAGAACCGAAUUCGUCGGAGCUCCAGCCCCAACCCGGUAUCAAAAGGAGCAGUUGUCACCGGAGCAAGAGCUUUCAGUUCUAGUCUCUGCUUUGCAACACGUAAUCUCAGGGGAAAACGAAACGGCGCCGUAUCAGGGUUUUUCCAGCGACAGCACAGUGAUAAGCGCGGGAAUGCCUCGGUCGGUUUCAGACACUUGUCAAGUGUGUAGGAUCGAAGGAUGUCUCGGCUGCAACUACUUUUUCGCGCCAAAUCAGAGAAUUGAAAAGAAUCAACAGGAAGAAGAGAUUACUAGUAGUAGUAACAGUAGAAGAGAGAGCUCACCAGUGGCGAAGAAAGCGGAAGGUGGCGGGAAAAUCAGGAAGAGGAAGAACAAGAAGAAUGGUUACAGAGGAGUUAGACAGAGACCUUGGGGAAAAUUUGCAGCAGAGAUCAGAGAUCCUAAGAGAGCGACACGUGUUUGGCUUGGUACUUUCGAAACCGCUGAGGAUGCGGCUCGGGCCUAUGAUCGAGCCGCGAUUGGAUUCCGUGGGCCACGGGCUAAACUAAACUUCCCGUUUGUGGAUUACACUUCUUCUGUUUCAUCUCCUGUGGCUGCUGAUGAUAUAGGAGCAAAUGCAAGUGCAAGCGCGAGUGUGAGCGCGACGGAUUCAGUUGAAGCAGAGCAAUGGCGCGGAGGAGAAGGAGGGGAUUGCAAUAUGGAGGAGUGGAUGAAUAUGAUGAUGAUGAUGGAUUUUGGGAAUGGAGAUUCUUCAGAUUCAGGAAACACUAUUGCUGAUAUGUUCCAGUGAUAGAUGAGAUCUUUCUUGUUGGCGUGUUUUUGCAGUUAAGUGCAAGAAGAGAUUGGUACUGGCUUGUUUAAAGUGAACAAGAUUCUUGGUUUGUUAUGCAAAGGACAUGUAAUUAGUAGUCUCAAUUUUUUGUUUGUGGUCAAUUCUAUGUUUAUCUCAUAUAAAAUCUGAGUUAAACC